This is a messenger RNA of Dentiscutata heterogama, 1458 nucleotides long. The record is from the annotation of a GenBank genome assembly. NCBI's taxonomy places the organism in Eukaryota, Fungi, Glomeromycota, Glomeromycetes, Diversisporales, Gigasporaceae.
AUGACAUUUAUAAUAACAUUUUUAUCGUAUUAUAGAACCAGCGAUUAUUCUCUAUCUAAUCCUGCUGAGAAUUAUAAUUUUAUCAACGACUUAUUUAGCGGUGACGACAAUUAUGUAGAUAGUGAAGAUGAUAUAAAUACAUCAGGGCAUUAUAAGCUUCUGAUCCUAAUUACAUCUAAAAUAGAAGAAUAUCAUCAUCGUAGACUAUUACGAAGGAUCUUAUUUGGCAUCGAAGAUAAUUUAGUACCUUGUAUGAAAUAUGACACGAGUAUUUAUUACAAGUUUUUGAUUCCUCCAUAUAACGUUAAUAAAAAAACAUACAGAAGUUUUGUGAGCGAAAGCGUGGAGUAUAAUGAUAUUGUUGAAUUUCAACAUUUGUUACAUUCGAAUUAUACUCAAGAAACUAUUCUUGAUUGGACUCAAUCGUUAAAAAAUUCAAACAUAUCGUUUGAUCACGCUGUACUUCUUGAUGAUUAUUCCAUAAUAAGUCUCGCAAAACUUAAAACGGUCCUUGUUUCUUCUAAUUACUCUCCAACUAAGCUUCAAAACAUCGUAUGGAGUAACUUUGAUGAUUCAUCCGUUGAUGAUAUGUUUGUAAUUCUUGGUAGUAAAGCUAUUUCCACGAUCCUAGCCAACAAAGAUCUUUUUUAUAACACUGAUAACCGAAACAUAGCGACUCAAGCCUAUUUUUAUAAUAAAAAUGAACGUCAAUCUCUUUCAAAUAACUGGAAUGACUUAUUUUUUGUUAAUGACAAUAAAAGUUUUAUCAUAUUUCCUAAUAGCUUAGAUUAUAUUCCUCAAAAUUCUACAAUAGCGGUUAGAAAACUAUACUCAAAGCAUGAACUCUCAUCAGUUUCAAAAUAUCUAUUAAUUUCACCGGUAUCGGCUUGUCAUCAUCAUAUUCCAUCAUCAAUAGCUAUAGUAACAAGUUCUUAUUUCCAUGACCGUUUUAGUAAUUGCACACCACCAAUGCUAGAUGUAGCCUAUAUGACGUCAGAAAACAAACGAAAGUAUGCUCAAAGACAUGGAUAUGCAUUUGUUUCAAGAUCCUUGGAGUUUCAACCUUAUCAAUCUUAUAAUCGCAAAUUGAAAAGUCGGGGAAGGAUUGAAGCUGUGAAAAAGGUUUUACCUCAUUAUGAAUGGGUGCUUUGGAUUGAUAAUGAUGCAAUUAUUACAAAUCAUGAAAUUUCUAUUCAAGGUUUAUUUAAUCGAUUUUAUCAACUUGAGAUAUCUAAAAAAAAGAAAAAGCAUAAGGCCAGUAAAACUAAUGCAAACAACCUGUCCAGACCUAAAAAAGAUACUAUGCUUAAUGCUGGUGUGUUUUUAAUUAGAAAUUCAGAUUGGAGUUUUGAAUUUUUAAAAAGAGUACAAACAAUAAAAGAUAUACACAAUGAUAAAAAGACUGAACAAGCAUCUAUGUGGAAACUCUUAAAGAAAUAUCCUACUUUGAGGGAUCAU